Molecule: messenger RNA, 963 nt
Organism: Nanorana parkeri
Lineage: Eukaryota; Metazoa; Chordata; Amphibia; Anura; Dicroglossidae
Product: olfactory receptor 1361-like
Exons: 1
Coding region: 1-963 (320 amino acids)
Biological process (GO): G protein-coupled receptor signaling pathway
Cellular component (GO): membrane
Molecular function (GO): G protein-coupled receptor activity; olfactory receptor activity
Source: RefSeq, a predicted model, not a curated record
AUGAACCUAGUCAAUGUAUCAACUGUCACAGAGUUUUUCCUCCUGGGUCUGUCCCAUAGUAAGGACCAGCAAAUGCCACUCUUUGCUCUUUUCUUCACAAUGUAUCUGGUAACAGUCUUAGGUAAUUUGCUCAUAGUAGCUGUAAUUGGCAGUAGCCAGGAGCUGCACAAUCCAAUGUAUUUUUUUUUGGGAAAUCUUUCCUUUGUUGACAUUUGCUUCAGCUCAGUAACUGCUCCUCUUAUGCUCAGAAAUCUUCUCUGGGAUCGGAAAACCAUUUGUUUUGAAGGAUGUAUGAGCCAGUUAUUUUUUCUGUUUUUUACAGGGAGCAUGGAGUGCUUUGUCCUAGCAGUAAUGGCUUAUGACAGACUAGUUGCCAUCAACAACCCUUUACGCUAUUUAUACAUCAUGCACAGGAGAAUGUGUUUGGCUCUGAUAGUCUUCUCAUGGACAUUUACAGCUUUGCAUUCGCUUCUACAUAUAUCUAUAGUUGCUUCAAUGACGUUUUGUGGUCCAAACAAAAUACAUGAGUAUUUUUGUGACCUUCCUCCCUUGCUGGCUCUCUCCUGCUCCGACACAUCACAAUAUGACCUUUUAGUGUUCACUGAAGGCUCGUUUGUAACCAUGAGUCCCUUCGUAUUUGUAGUUAUCUCCUACUGCCGGAUUCUCAAAACCAUCUUGAAGAUACAGUCAUCCACAGGAAGGUACCAAGCGUUCUCCACAUGUUCCUCCCACCUCACUUCCGUUGGACUUUUCUUUGGAACUAUCUUCUUUACUUAUUUCCGCCCAUCUUCCUCCUCUUCAGUGGAGGACAAUAGAUCAGUGACAGUGGUGUACUCAGUUCUUACUCCUCUCCUCAAUCCUUUUAUAUAUAGUUUGAGGAACCAACAAAUUAAGGCUGCUGUGAAAAAGAUCUAUCAUCGGAUGUUUAGGAUAAAUACAAAGGAUACGGGAAAAUGUAAAUAA